AAAUAUAUGGACGACCCGAGAUGAUUUGGUGACCCGGAUGUUGAAGAUUCUUGUGAUCUCCGGCAGAGUUGAAGAAGCAGUUGAUUUUCCAUUGCGGUUCAUAUCCAAAAAACCGCACAAGGAAAAUGGGGAGAUGGUCUAGGGUUUUCAGAUGUCUUCUUAUUUUCUUUACAUUCGCAUUCAUCUAUAUCCAGGUGAAGUUGUUUACGACACAAUCUGAGUAUGCCGACAGAGUUGCAGCUGCAGUGGAAGCAGAAAACCGUUGCAUGAAUGAGAUGCGGUUACUAAUUGAUCAAAUCAGCAUGCAUCAGGAAAACAUUGUGUUUUUGGAAGAAAAAGUAAAACGUAAAGAACACGAGUGUGAACAAUUAAGGACAGUUGUUCAAGAUCUUGAAAAGAAAGCUGUCGGAAGUUUGAUACGGGAAGCAGAGGUGCCAGUGGCAGCUGUUGUGAUUAUGGCUUGUAACCGUGCUGAUUAUCUGGAAAGGACCAUUAAAUCUAUAUUAAAAUAUCAUAGUUCUGUUGCAUUGAAGUUUCCGGUUUUUGUAUCCCAGGACGGUUCGAAUUCUGAUGUUAGGACAAUGGCGAUGGGUUAUGAUCAGCUGACCUACAUGCAGCACUUGGAUUAUGAACCUGUACAUAUGGAGAGGCCUGAGGAGUUAAUUGCAUAUUACAAGAUUGCACGUCACUACAAGUGGGCACUGGAUCAAUUGUUUUACAAACAUAAUUUUAAUCGGGUCAUAAUACUUGAAGAUGAUAUGGAGAUCUCUCCUGAUUUUUUUGAGUACUUCGAGGCUGGAGCAGACCUCCUUGAUAAAGAUAAGUCAAUCAUGGCCAUCUCCUCAUGGAAUGACAAUGGGCAAAAACAAUUUGUGCAUGAUCCUUAUACAUUAUAUAGAUCAGAUUUUUUUCCUGGUCUUGGAUGGAUGCUAACCAAACCUACCUGGGAUGAGCUUUCCCCAAAGUGGCCAAAGGCUUACUGGGAUGACUGGCUAAGAUUACAAGAGAAUCACAGAGGGCGGCAGUUUAUUCGUCCAGAAGUCUGCAGGACGUAUAAUUUUGGGGAGCAUGGUUCUAGUUUGGGACAGUUCUUCCAACAGUAUCUUAAACCUAUUAAACUAAAUGAUAUCCAGGUUGAUUGGAAGUCGAUGAACUUGAGCUACCUAAUGGAGGAUAAGUUUGUGAAAUAUUUUGCAGACCUGGUGAAAAAUGCUAAGCCACUUGAUGGAACUGAUCUUGUUUCGAAGACAAAUAAUGUGGAUGGAGAUGUGCGUAUACAGUAUAGAGAUCAAUCACAUUUUGAAAACAUUGCCCACCAAUAUGGCAUAUUUGACGAGUGGAAGGAUGGCAUACCAAGGACAGCAUAUAAGGGAGUUGUAGUCUUCCGACACCAAACCUUAAAGUGCGUAUUUAUUGUUGGACCAGAUUCCCUCCAACAAUUGGGAAUCCAGAGUGCUUAGUGUCCAUUGAAUUCAGUUGCAGGUCAAGAGUGUAACAUGCUCAACAGAAUUGGUUCAAAAACUGUCCCUUCUCGGAUAAAUGGUGGUGAUGUCUAUAUAUUUUCAUUUGUUUAGAUCUUUUCAGAGGUAUAGAAUCUUGCUGGCACGAGUUUUGCUGAGUCUUUAUGGUACCAUAAUUAUUUUCUCUAAGAAAUAGGCAGAUAGAAGCUGCAGUUACUUAUAGGAGCCAACUCGAGGCUACAGUUUUCCUUUUCUUCUGUUUCCUAUCUCGGGUUUUAUUCAAAAAAGUUCAGUGAUCGUACAUUUGAGCCACCAAGAGCACUAAUGCUUACCAUCUGAUGUUGUAUGCUUCUA
This is a messenger RNA of Cynara cardunculus var. scolymus (artichoke), 1814 nucleotides long. RefSeq names its product alpha-1,3-mannosyl-glycoprotein 2-beta-N-acetylglucosaminyltransferase-like. Lineage: Eukaryota; Viridiplantae; Streptophyta; Magnoliopsida; Asterales; Asteraceae. Bases 126 to 1460 code for a protein of 444 amino acids. The record is from RefSeq and is a predicted model, not a curated record. Gene Ontology annotation, cellular component: Golgi apparatus. Gene Ontology annotation, molecular function: alpha-1,3-mannosylglycoprotein 2-beta-N-acetylglucosaminyltransferase activity. The transcript is spliced from 19 exons.